AAGUUUCACCGUCACUGCGAGGCACUCAGUCUCUCUGUGUAUGACGAAACCGUUGUCACUGUGUUGUUCGUGGCUGUUACCAUGUUCCCCAGGGUGAUUCUGAAGGGAACUAUGAUCAAAAAAUCUCAACAAAAGAAAAAAACAUCACCGUCUAACUACAAGGAAAGAUUUUUUGUGUUGGACACCCAAGACCUGAAGUAUUCUGAGCGUCGUCCCGGGAAAAAGCCCAUGCAGAAAGGUUGCAUCGAACUGUCCAAAAUUAAGUGUGUGGAGAGUGUGUGCUGUGAUGUUCCCAUUCCAUGCACCUAUAAGUAUCCUUUUCAGGUUUUUCAUGGCAACCAUUACCUCUACAUUUUUGCCCCUGACAAUGAUUGCCGACAGAAAUGGGUGAGAGCUCUCAAAGAGGAGACAAAGAACAACAAUUUGGUUGCAAAGUUUCACCCAAACUUCUAUAUGGAUGGAAAAUGGAGGUGUUGCCAACAAACAGAGAAACUGGCAUCGGGCUGUCAUGUGUAUGACCCAGUGGGCUACGCUUCGAAAAAGCCGCUUCCUCAACUCCCAGAUCCACAGUGGGGACUGCAGGAUUCUGGACAGCAGUUCGUCAUCGCUCUGCAAGACUACACACCGCUGGGAGACAAUGACCUGCCUCUUGAGAAGGAUCAGGAGUACGCCCUGGUCAAUAACUCCCACCCUGACUGGUGGACGGUACAAGACGACAGAGGGAACAUCGGUUUUGUUCCCAGUACGUUCGUAGCUGAAAAGUCUGGCAGCAACUUUGAGAGAUUUGAAUGGUACAACAAAAACAUUAACAGAGGAGAGGCAGAGGAUUUGUUAAUGAAAGAGGGAAAGGAAGGUGCAUUUAUGGUGCGAGACUCAAGGCAGGUGGGAGUCUACACGGUGUCGGUGUUUACCAAAGCUCCAGGGUCUAAUGGGGAGAAGAAUCCAAGAGUGAAACAUUACCAAAUCAGACAGACAGAAACAGGCCAGGCUUCAUUUUACUUGGCGGAGAAGUACCUGUUUAGCACCAUUCCAGAGCUAAUUCAUUACCAUCAACACAACGCUGCCGGUCUGAUAACGCGUCUCAGACACCCCGUUUCUCAAGGUGGAUGCUGCUCCAGUGAAAUUGCUGACCCCUUAAAAGAUCAGUGGGAAGUGGACCCCGAGGAGCUGACGCUGGGUCGGGAGCUGGGCAGCGGUCAGUUUGGGCUGGUGCUGGAGGGCAGGUGGAGGGACAGGAAGGUGGCGGUGAAGAUGACGAGAGAAGAGUGCAUGUCGGACGAGGACUUCAAAGAAGAAGCACGGGUUAUGAUGAGGCUGUCUCACUGUAAGCUCGUACAGCUCUACGGUGUCUGCACCCAGCGCUCGCCCAUGUGUGUGCUGUUUGAGUUCAUGGACAACGGCUGCCUGUCAGACUACCUGCGGGCCAGGAAGGGCCGUCUGUCUCAGGAUACCAUGCUGGGGAUGUGUCUGGAUGUCAGCGAAGGGAUGGCUUACCUGGAGAGCUCCAACUUCAUCCACAGAGAUCUGGCUGCCAGGAACUGUCUUGUCGCAAAGAACAAUGAGGUGAAGGUGUCGGAUUUUGGCAUGGCCAGGUUUCUUCUUGAUGAUCAGUACACGAGCUCUCAGUGCUCCAAGUUCCCUGUCAAGUGGUCGGCCCCGGAGGUCAUCAAAUACAACAAGUUCAGCAGCAAGUCUGACGUCUGGUCGUUCGGUGUGCUCAUGUGGGAGGUGUACAACGAGGGCCGCCUCCCCUACGAGAACCGCACCAACACGGAGGUGGUGGAGUCCCUGAACGCAGGCCUGAGGCUCCUGAAGCCACGCUUGGCUCCAGAC
Stegastes partitus (bicolor damselfish) is the source of this 1833-nucleotide messenger RNA. It is a transcript of the gene itk, whose product is annotated as IL2 inducible T cell kinase. The annotation marks the transcript as partial. Gene Ontology annotation, biological process: intracellular signal transduction; protein phosphorylation. Gene Ontology annotation, molecular function: protein tyrosine kinase activity; ATP binding; protein binding. Lineage: Eukaryota; Metazoa; Chordata; Actinopteri; Pomacentridae. The transcript is spliced from 16 exons. The record is from RefSeq and is a predicted model, not a curated record.